Varanus komodoensis (Komodo dragon) is the source of this 6224-nucleotide messenger RNA. RefSeq names its product solute carrier family 41 member 1 (gene SLC41A1). The record is from RefSeq and is a predicted model, not a curated record. Gene Ontology annotation, molecular function: monoatomic cation transmembrane transporter activity. Bases 1097 to 2653 code for a protein of 518 amino acids. Lineage: Eukaryota; Metazoa; Chordata; Lepidosauria; Squamata; Varanidae. Gene Ontology annotation, biological process: monoatomic cation transport. The transcript is spliced from 11 exons. Gene Ontology annotation, cellular component: plasma membrane.
CUCGCAGCAGCAGUAGCGGCGGCUUCUCAAUGCUCGGUCCAAUUGCAAUGUAGCAGUGGUAGUGAGAGGUGGUCGGGGGCUGGAAUCCAGGAGGAGAGUCGGGAAACCGGGGUCUGGAGGCAGGAGCUGCUGGGCGCAGGUGUAGUUCCCUGAAGAAUCUACAGGAGAAUUUUUAAGCACUUGCACUGGACAAGCUGGUAGCAAAAGCCUGUGUAGGGACUUCGUGUUGCUUUAAAUAAAAACCUUCAUUACCACAUGAGAUUUCCUUUCUGAGAAAGAGGGUGGCUCUUCUCACCUCCACUGAUAACCAGGCUGCCGUGCAAGAAGUUUGAAAGGGGAAUUGGACAGGGUGAGAAGGCAAAUGGCAAGUCAUUAACGAAGCCCCUCAUAAUUAUCUGGGACUCCAUGAAAGCAAGGAAUCUUUCCAUUCUGGAGAAGAGAGAUAAUUUGAAGACUUAGAUUUUUUUCAGUUCUCUGAUCCUUCCAACUUUCUGGAUAGGAGGAACUGGCUGGGAGGCUGAAUUAAAACCAUUUCUAUUUUUUAUUUGUUUUAAAGCUGGAAUCCAAAUAAAUCUCAAACUGUUUUUAAAGACUUUAAUUUAUGAAGUGCCUUUCAGAAGAAUUUUUUUUUCCAUCCACUUUAAAGAGCAAUUGACAUAUUCGUGGCAGUUGCAGUAAGAACUGGGACUGAAAUCAGGAGGACAUUAAUUUGAGAAGAUUCUCCAAAAGUUACAAACCAAAGAAGCAAAAUAGUUACAGCAUUUUAUACUGAACUUUGUGCCCCAACAAUUUUAGGCUGCGGGGAGAACUCUGGGAAAAGCAAAUCAGAGUUAAUUUGAUCUUACUAGAAGCUGCUGCAGUUUUUCUGCUGGCUCCGUGGUUGGCACCUCCAGUUCUGAAUUGUGCUUGAUGGGGGUUUUUGUUAAGGGAGCAGGCCUUGCAGCUAAGGACAGUAUUGUGGAACUGGGGGGAUUAGCAUUUAUAUCCCACAAGCCAUAUUGGCUUGACCCCCAAUCAAAAGGCUUUUUCUCUAACCACUGCCUUCUGUAGUGUAUCAAGGGUUGAAGGCUGGAGAAGUACUGUAUAAUCUUGCACCAUGACAUCCAAACUGGAGCAAAAGGAAGCUCAUCACACCAAUGGAGUGGUGCUACCCAUUGUUGCAGGGCCUAUAGAGUGUCUUUCCAGCCCUGAUCGAGAACACCUCGUCGAAUCUUCUGAGUUUUUAGGACCUGAAGAAGAAGGAGAAGUAGAGGUGGUGGUGAUUGAAUCCCGAGCCAAUGCCAAAGGGGUGCGUGAGGAGGAUGCCCUGCUGGAAAAUGGCAGUCAAACUACUGAGAGCGAUGACACCAGUACAGACCGAGGUCCAGAACCAACCUCUCCUCUCAAAGAGACCUCCUUUUCCAUUGGACUGCAAGUCCUCUUUCCUUUCCUGCUGGCAGGGUUUGGGACAGUAGCUGCUGGGAUGGUGCUAGAUAUUGUGCAGCACUGGGAUGUCUUCAAGUAUGUAACCGAAGUAUUCAUCUUGGUUCCAGCACUUCUGGGACUGAAAGGGAACUUGGAGAUGACACUAGCUUCUCGACUUUCUACAGCUGCUAAUAUUGGGCAAAUGGAUACUCCUAAAGAGCUCUGGAAGAUGAUAACGGGGAACAUGGCACUGAUACAGGUUCAAGCAACAGUGGUUGGUUUUCUGGCCUCGAUUGCUGCAGUGAUAUUUGGCUGGAUUCCAGAUGGACACUUCAGCAUGGGCCAUGCUGUUCUUCUUUGUGCCAGCAGUGUGGCCACAGCCUUCAUAGCCUCUCUCGUGCUGGGCAUGAUCAUGAUAGGCGUAAUCAUUGGCUCCAGGAAGAUGGGCAUCAACCCUGACAAUGUGGCAACACCUAUUGCUGCCAGUCUUGGCGAUCUCAUCACCCUUGCUCUGCUCUCGGGGAUCAGCUGGGGCCUCUACAUAGAACUAGAGGCCAAGCCCUAUGUGAAUCCCCUGGUCUGUGCUUUUUUUGUUGCAUUGUUGCCCCUUUGGAUCAUCAUUGCAAAGAGGAAUCCAGCAACCCGGGAGGUGCUGUACUCUGGCUGGGAGCCCGUCAUUAUUGCGAUGGCUAUUAGCAGUGUUGGAGGGUUGAUAUUAGAUAAAACUGUAUCGGAUCCAAAUUUUGCAGGGAUGGCCGUCUUUACCCCAGUUAUAAAUGGUGUUGGCGGCAAUCUGGUGGCUGUCCAGGCUAGUCGCAUCUCCACUUACCUCCACAUGAAUGGGAUGCCUGGAGAAAGCUCAGAGAUAGUCCCCCGCAAGUGCCCAAGCCCUUGCAGUUCUUUCUUCAGUUCAGAUGUGAAUUCCCGGUCUGCUCGGGUGCUCUUCCUACUGGUGGUUCCUGGCCACUUGGUUUUCCUUUAUACCAUCAGCUCCAUGCAAGGAGGCCACACAACACUCACCUUGAUCUUUAUAGUUUUCUACAUGACUGCAGCACUACUCCAGGUUCUCAUUCUUCUUUACAUUGCUGACUGGAUGGUCCACUGGAUGUGGGGCAGAGGCAUGGACCCUGACAACUUUUCAAUACCUUAUUUGACAGCACUGGGUGACUUGCUUGGAACAGGUCUCCUGGCACUCAGCUUCCAUAUCCUCUGGCUCAUUGGGGACCGGGACACAGAUGUGGGAGACUAAAAACAUCCUUUCCUCAGCUUCUCUGCUCUCCAGUUCAUCAUCUACAGUGACAUUCCCCCCUCCCCUUCACAAUGCCUUGCUGCCACCCUCUGUCUCCCUUUGGGACUUUAACUUUGAUACUGGAUUCUCAUUAUUUUCAAUGGGAAUUGUAUGUGGUUUAUAUUUCAAGCCAAGUUUGUACAGAAAAAAAUAGUUUUAGGAAGGAGAAAAUAAGAAAAAUGUGUAAAGACAAUCACCAAGUGCAAUUUCAUAGUGGUUAAUAUCUGAAUUAUAGGAUAUAUAGAGACCGAUUGAUCAACAAAUUUUAAAGAAAUUCAACCUUCCACAUUUUGCACCCACUCAAGGCAGUAGUUGUAGAGUACCACAUAUGUACAUGUGUUUGUGUGUGUCUGUGUGCGUGUGCGUGUGUGUGUGAGAGAGAGAGAGAGAGAGAGAGAGAGAGAAUUUGCAUAUUCUCUUGGCACAAAAGAGUUCUAUGUCUAUGGUCACCACUGGGUCCUGACAUUGAUUAAAUGGCUUUUACACCAUGCAUACUCACUCCUGCUUACCUACACUAGUAAUCUGUCUGAUCUGGCCAGAAACUGAACACUCGGCUGUGAAAACUGCAUGGCAAUUGGUAAAUAAUGAAUCAGUUAUUGUGCUGUUUUGCUUCCUGUCCCAUGCUGGUGACUGCAAAUUGCUCUCUUAUCUUGAAAGAAGAUAAAACUACCUAAAAUAAUAGUCUACUCCUACCAAUCAUUCCAAAUCCAUUUUUUGUUCAUGAGACCAUGAAAUCCUGGCUCAGGAAGAAAUGCUUAUCUUAUGCUUAAAUCUCUUAAAUUGGCUGUGGAUUGGCCAUUUUACACUACUGUUCUAGUCCAACAUCCGCCUAACAGCUUGAGAACAAUGUGACUUGUUGUUAUAAGGCAUUAAACUUGCAAAAACAUGGCAAUCCAUUAAACAAAGGUGGACACAAAGUAUAGUGUACUCUUGACUGCCUAUCCCUAGUAUGGAGAGUUGGGUUUUCAUCAUUUUAUGUAUCCUGGAUGCUUGCUUGUCUGCUGCCUUUUACAACCUAUUGUCUCAAUCAUCCUACUGUUUCCUUGUUUGUGAAUGGUUCAUAUGAAUCUGCAAAACCAUGAACUAAUGGACUUAAUGCCCUCAUUAUCUCUAAAUCUUAAAUGCCUGAUAAUGAGAUGAGUCUAAAUUUAUGAUGCAGAACUAUGUGGCUAUAAUUUUAAGCCAACUCUGUGAUAGGGAUGCCUUGAGAUUUUGAGCACUCAACACAAGUUUGUUGGAUAUAUCUAAAACAAGAUGCAUACUGGAUAGUACUUUGAAUCAACACAAUGAUUUUACUUUGUUCUCUCAUACCAUGAUACAGUCGGGUCAUAUCAAAUGCCUUUGCACACAUACGGGGUAAAAAGGUCUUCACUUGUAUGUUUAACACUUCGUUAGCCUAGUGGUCCAAACUUGGCACAAUGUUUUUUUUUAUCUGGAAUGUAUGACACUUUACUGUACCUUUCAGUCCCUUAGUAGAUCCAAGUCUGGGGAAACUAGAGUGAAACACUUCAGAUGUAUUUGCUGACUCUGUACUGGAAUACUCUUUUAAGGCUUUGAUCUGUGCAAGCAGGGAGAUGGUGGGUACAGGUCAGAUUCUGUGAACAGAGAUUUCCACUUCUGGUGGCUGCCCUGCUCUUCACAGAGUGCUAUCUGAUGUUGCCACUGGAAUAGUGUAUCAGAGAGCCAGCAGUGCUUGAAGUGAAUGAAAAUGAGCAGAAAUACUAGCUUCCGAAAUGCUCCUGGUCACUGAGCUUGCAGAAGAGAUCUCUGCUGAAUUGUCCCAAUCAGAAUUGAAUUCUGUUUGUUUCUGAGGUUGCUUUGGAAAGUAUAAACUCCUUUCUGUGCUAGUGGUGGAUCCCACCGAUACAGAAGAAUGAGUGGCAAUGCAACAGAAGUACUGAAAUACCUUUGAGUCCUGCAUCUGACACUACAUUGCAUAUGCCGGUGGAAUCCUUGCACAAGUAAAUUAAAAUAUGUAAUUGGAAACAGAAAAAUUGCAUACAUAAAAUAGGUGUGCCAAGGGUAUAUCCUUUCAUUCAUUAAAAAUCUGGGCUCUUCCUAGGAAGCAUGAGGACUUAUGCUGGAUUUAGUUUGGUACUGGAUUCAGCAGAGUUGCCUAGAUUUUAAUAGUGUGUAUGUCAUGCCUACCUCUUUUUAUAAGGAAUACUUGUCAAAUGCAUUCCCCCACUGCAAAGCUUCAGCUUCCCCAUAAUGAUACAUCAUUUUAUAGUAAGUUUGACUCUUUCCCCUUUUUGCUUUAAUUCCUCAAUAAAGCUGAAGCAAAAAGUAGUAUGUGGUAUUCCUGUAUUGCAGUGAAUGUGUAAAGAAGGCUGGGCCCCUAAAUCUGACUCGAUACUUUCCACAGGCCCAAGUAUAGAUUUGAAUACCUGUUGCCUUCAGAAACAUGGCUUGCCCUUUCUUUAUACAUGAAGCAUAACAGGGCAACUGUUGCUAGCAACAAGACCCUUUGUUGGGCUUAAGCUGUUUGCUGCAGCAUAAGGGCUUUUUUGUACUAUUUGGAUCUGGGCCUUGGGGCUAUUCUUAGAGGCAGCACAGUGGCAAUGUAGGGGUCUUAAAGUGUGAUCAAAUUAGCGUUUUUAAAGGAAAUUAGUACCAAAAUGCUACAAAAUGAGUUCAAACUGACUACAAGAUGCAAUCCUCAAAGUGAGUGUUGUCCUAUAGCUUCAAUAGGCCAUUCCAGCAUUCAUAUUUUAAGCUACCAUCAAGAGAAAAAGCUAUGAUCAUACUGCAGAGAUGUUUAUGGGGUAAUUCUUUCAUCCUGCAUGGCAAGGUGGCCUUAGGUAGAAGCAAUGGAUGGUGAUGCAGAUGUCAUGUUGCCUUUCUUCUGUGAAUGGCAGUUCUUGCACUGCUGGAAGUGGCAUCCUUUAGCCCAAUUACAUUGCAAUACUUUGUUUCUGCUUAAUAAGGGACUUGCCAAAAUAGCUUAACAUUCAAACCAACUCAAGACUUAUUCUGCCUCCUUCUGUUAAAUCUUAAGCAUUUAAAAGUGUCUCAUCAGCAUGUACUGUGGAAGCAUCCAGUAUUUCAGUUUUCUAACACUUGCACAGUUUCUUUAUAUGUGAAGCACCCUUUGUACAACUCCCCCCCGCCAUCAUUCCAUAUGUGUCCUUAGUUAAGGUCUAUUUCUGUACAUCUCACUGAAGGGUUAAACUCUCCUGGUCUUGAGGGCAGCAAUUAACCGUAGAUCCAGAGCUGGAGUGUUUGUGCUGCUUGGGUGAAAUCCCUAAAUUACUGUCUGCAAAUGGGUAAGGUGGCAGAGCAAAAUGGGAGUGUAUGAACAGAAUGUAAUCUCAAAGUAUUGAAGAAUUUUAUUCUCACCAGUUGCACUCAAAUGCAUGCAUAUUUAGACUUGGCUGCAAAUGAUGGAAUUAUUGGUUUACACCUUUAUUAAAACAGAUACACAAACAAAAUGAAAACCACCUUUAAUUAUUUAUAGUUACUGUAACUGAAUUGACAGGUGCCAAUUUAACUGAUAAAUUAUAUUUGGUAAAAUAAAGAUUACAUUUAUUUA